Messenger RNA from Danio rerio (zebrafish), 1340 nucleotides. Lineage: Eukaryota; Metazoa; Chordata; Actinopteri; Cypriniformes; Danionidae. The record is from RefSeq and is a predicted model, not a curated record.
ACACUCGUUCAUUCGUGAGAAAAACCUGAUGUCGUAAUAAAAGGAAGGAUAACGGAAGGUAUGAGUCAGAUUUUUGCAACUACAGACGCAAGUGAAUCUGUGUCGCUCCUCAUUUGAAGACUUCAGCUGAUAAACACUGUCAAAGCCGCUCUGAGGUAAGUGUAAAAUUGAAACCUACUCAAGAUUAUUUACUUUCAGCCAAUCAUUUUUAAUAACUCACUCCUGCAUAUUGUAGAGAUCAGCACUAAGAUGGAAGCGUCCAACUCAACACCACUUCCCUAUGAAGACUAUUCACCUGGUGUUUGGCAGUGCAGCCCCAUUGGCACCAAUGAUUUUGGAAGAACAUUUCUUCCCCCAUUCUACUACAUCAUCUUUAUCAUCAGCAUUCUGGGUAAUGGAGUGGUUCUGCUGGUCGUCCACAAGUUUGAGAAGAUGAACACGAUCACAAACAUCUUCCUCAUCAACCUGGUGGCCUCCAACAUCAUCUUCACCCUCACGCUCCCGUUUUAUGCGGUUUAUCACUCCAGUGAAUGGAUCUUCGGAGAGCCUAUGUGUAAGCUGGUGACCAGUGCAUACUAUCUAGGGUUCUACAGCUCCAUCCUCUUCCUCACGCUCAUGACAUUUGACAGAUACCUGGCUGUAGUUCACUGUAUAAUGGCCAAUAGUCAACGCAGAAGCAUCUACGCUGCAUCGUUAUCUGUGGCCGUCUGGAUUAUUAGCCUUCUCGCAAGCCUCGAAUAUCUCAUCUAUUUCACGGUUGAAGAGUCCCAAGUGGGUGGACUGUCAUGCAAUGACCCGAGAGUUGGAGAGUGGAAAACCUUUGCCCUCUACAAGCAGUUUGUGUUGUUCUUCCUCUUCCCGCUGGUUGUGUUUGUGUACUGCUACUCCAGGAUAACACUAACCGUCAUGCACACUCGGAUGGUGAAGAAACACCACACCAUACGGGUGAUUUUUGUCACAGUGCUGAUGUUCUUUGUGUUCUGGAGCCCGUAUAAUAUUGUGUUGGUUAUGAGAGAGUAUAAAGAUCCAAACGACUGUAACAGCAACCUUCCGCAUGCAGUGUACGUCACUAACAACGUCGCUCGCCUGUAUUUCUGCAUCAAUCCCGUUUUUUACAUCUUUCUGGGCAGAAAGUUUCAGAAUCGCGUUCGGGAAAUGUGUUUGAAGCAGGACUCGUGUUUAACGAGGCAGAUUUGUGGCGGCAGAAGCAUCGGGUCAUCAUCUUAAUGGAGGAUUAUUUUAUAUUGCGUACAAAAUUGCAAGUACACAUCAGUUAAGAAUAAAUUAUAAUUAUUUAAUAAUACGUAUUAACAGUAUUGUUGGUGUUGUAGUUGUUAACA